AUGCCUUCCGUUCACUCCAAGUUUAUGGAUGAGGAAGCCGAACAGCGCAAGAAGGUUGCCAAGAUGUGGGCUCCUGCUAUCUCUUUCUUCUCCGAUAAAAGGAGGAAGGGCAAGUCAUCCCAGGGUGACGAGGAUGAGGACUCCACCAACGUGCGCACCUUCAGUGUCCCAUUGGACCCAGACACGCCCGAAGAUGAUGACAAAAAGAAGCAGUACUACACGGUCAAGCUUCCAGUCUUCGAAAUGGGUGAUACACCAGAAGAAUGGUGUGAAUGGAGGUUCAAUAUUGAUGACCUAAUCAAAACAUUGGGAUACACCAAGACGGCUCAGAUCGUUCGUGUCCAGCGCAGCCUUCUCAAAGGCAAAAGCGCCGAGCUCUACCAGAGCUUCUACAACAAGCGGUUCUCCCGCAAGGUUGAGAAGGAAGAUCAGCAGAGGAUGGCCUUGAACAAAGUCUUGAACGACAUGGCCUUGAAAAUCUUUGCUGAUGGAGCCUGGGCAGCUCGUUCCCAGAAGCGCUACAUGCGCAAUAAUCUAUUCAUGGGCAACAUGGAUCCGGAGAAAUUCGCGGACCGCCUUGAAAAGCUAAACGAUUAUUUGAAAUAUUUCCCCAUUGACAAGGUGGAAAUGGAACAUCCCCCAAACAAGAAACUUGAUUGGGAUGAACUGGUUGACAUCAUGGACUAUUCCACGCCUAGGCGCUGGCACCCCUUGAUGCUUAGCCAGGGCAAGCAGCCUCACCUAUUCAGAAGCUUCAGCGAAGCAGUGACGUACUACCAACGCCUGUACAAAUCCAAUCAACUCUCCCGCAAGCUAGCCGAAGCCGGAAGGUUCAUUGGAGGUGGUGGUGGUCACAGUGGUGGUGGCAGUAGCGGAAAAAGGCGCCGCGGUGGCCAUAACAAUGGCAAGGACAAUAACACGUCCAACCAGAAGGAACGCACUCCGUGCAGCACUUGCGGAAAAAUGCACCGUGGAAAGUGCUGGCACAGCGAGGAUUCUGGAAGCGGCAGCCGUCCUAACAAACGUGCUAAGUUCCAUUCCAACAAAAAUAAGAGUGGUAAGCCACAAUCCUCCCAUGUCAUGAUUGAGACUAAAGAUCUCAAGAAGCUUGUUGCUAACCAAGCCAAGCGCCCCCAUCAGGAUGAAGAAGAAUCCGUAGGCAGCUUUGAUAAUAUCCUAGCCAGCCUUUCCAUCGCUGGUGACAAGAAAGACAAAAACGAAGAUUAA
This is a messenger RNA of Seminavis robusta, 1227 nucleotides long. NCBI's taxonomy places the organism in Eukaryota, Bacillariophyta, Bacillariophyceae, Naviculales, Naviculaceae. The record is from the annotation of a GenBank genome assembly.